ACUAUUUGACCCGAUAAUCGAGAGACCUAACUGGUGUGUUGGUUCUGUGCUUGGUGGUCGUAUUGAGCGUGUUGAGACCAAGCACUAACAGAUAUGGCGAUGAAGCGUGUUAGGGCUUUGUUCCUGGCCCUCCUCCUCCUCGCCUGUCCUCUUCUGCAAGUUGCAAGAUGCCAAUCAGAUUCCGAUUCAGAGUCAGGAGUUGCAGAUGCUGUUGAAGGGGGUGAUCUUGGGAUUGUGGGUGAGGAUGUCCAGGAUUUUGGUGAUGGGAAUUUUGACCCGGCUCCUGGAAUUGAUAUGGUUUGUGUGUUCCCAAGAAACAGUGCCAAAUUGGUCACUGCUGGUGAAGAGACAGAAUUACUCGUGGGAAUGAAAAAUGAUGGGGAAUCAAGUGUGAAUGUAAUCGCGAUUAAGGCCAGUGUUCAUUUACCGUAUGAUCAUCGUCUGCUGGUCCAGAAUCUCACUGCUCAGGCCUUUAGCAAUGCAUCCGUGCCAGCUUCAGUUCAGGCGACUUUUCCAUACAUAUUUGCUGUCAGCAAGUAUUUGCAGCCUGGAACCUUUGACCUUGUAGGAACUAUCUUUUAUGAGAUAGACCAGCAUCCUUACCAGAGCACAUUCUAUAAUGGUACCAUUGAAGUUGCUGAGUCUGGAGGUUUCCUCAGCGUUGAGUCACUAUUUCUGGUUACCCUUGGAAUUGCCCUUCUUGUCCUUCUUGGUUUAUGGAUUCACGGUCAAAUACAGAACAUUUCCAAGAAAACUAAGAGGACUCCAAAGGUGGAGGUUGGAACUGGGACUAGAGAUGCUUCGCUGGAUGAAUGGCUUCAGGGCACUGCUUACACCCAAUCAUUGUCCAGCAAAUCUAAGAAGAAGAAGUAGAUGGAGUUUUCUUACCUGAUUUUGCCACAUGAGAUAAUAUAAUGAAGUGCAGACUCCUGUACACCGCUAGGCAUCUAGAGAAUGUAAGAGAGCCCAUAUGUUGAGUAGUUUUUAAAAUUAGACCACAACAGAAUUUCCUUGCUGUUGUAGCAUGUGGAAAUUGUUUACACACUUAAAUUAGAGAUUCCAAAAGUUGAGCCUUUUUGCAGCAAAACUAACCCUGAAGUUGGGGUAGAAAACAGUUUUCAUGAACCGUAUGAAGAUUUUUUUUGAUCACAUUCUUGUUUUUCUAUUCAUUCUUGGUACUUUUUGAGGUGUGGAUAAGUUGAGUUAUUGUUGUUUUGGUGGUUACAUAUGCUUGAAGUUAUU
Messenger RNA from Tripterygium wilfordii, 1242 nucleotides. RefSeq names its product translocon-associated protein subunit alpha-like. Bases 94 to 873 code for a protein of 259 amino acids. The transcript has 8 exons. Gene Ontology annotation, cellular component: endoplasmic reticulum membrane; endoplasmic reticulum. Lineage: Eukaryota; Viridiplantae; Streptophyta; Magnoliopsida; Celastrales; Celastraceae. The record is from RefSeq and is a predicted model, not a curated record.